GAUGGCGAGAGGACUCACUGCACCCACCCCUCCAAGCAGAGCAUCGGCGACGCAGCUCAGCUAGCUAGCAGAGUGCAGCGGCUGUUGCAGUGCAGUGAGCUGAGAUAGGUAGCAGUAGUAGCAUAGCUUUGUUGUAGCUACCAUGGCCAGCUACGCGGCGCAGCUCAAGGACAUGUUCUUCGGCCUCGUCGAGCGCGUCACCGGCUAUGGCCGCGGCGAAGACAACAAGGACGGUGCUGCAGGUGUAGAGGAGCCCAGCAAGUCGGCAUCUGAAGAGGUCUUGCGCAGUGAAGAGGUUGUGACUGCGCAGCACAAUGUGAUCAGAUCAAGAGGAGGAGAUCCGCAAGUGUCAGGAGGGGCAAAGCCAGGGAUCAAUGCCGUUGGCAUCUAGAGGAGAUGAACUGCCCAGAACUCUAUGUGUGUGUGAUCCCUCUGGUGUUCUCGAGUAGUUUAUAGGAUUGUGGCUUUGUGUGUGCGCUAGGUACCACUACUACUGUACUGUUUGCUUGUAUCUUAACUUUGCUGAGCUCCUCUGUUCCUGUGUGCUUAGCUUCUCUGGUGUACUUGAAUGGUUCAUGAUUACCAUAUGUAAUUUAAUGAACCUUUUUUCUUUC
Molecule: messenger RNA, 614 nt
Organism: Oryza brachyantha (malo sina)
Lineage: Eukaryota; Viridiplantae; Streptophyta; Magnoliopsida; Poales; Poaceae
Exons: 2
Coding region: 143-391 (82 amino acids)
Source: RefSeq, a predicted model, not a curated record